GCUGUGCUUUUGCACCCCCUGGGGAAAGUCCCCGGGUCACGCGGUUGUGUGUGGGGAGCCUGUGACGCUCAGGCUCGUCUCCACGCUUCCGCCUACAGAGUCACGACUGAGGACCGUGGCGGAGGUACCCCGAGCGCGGGCCGAACCCCGCCUGGCCACUUGAGUAGGCGGGCGGGCGCGCACGUACGCACGCACGCACGCACACUUCAGCCCCCGCGCCCCUCGUUCCCCGGCUACCAGGCGCGCGGUCACGUGGGCCCAUCGCGGGGCGGCCGGCGCGGGAAGCCGCGCGAGAGCGGACCGCAGGGUGCGUGACCGGCGCCGCCGCGUGACGUGCGCGGCGCGGGAGCCGCCCCUCCCGCACGGAGGAGCCGGCUGGCCGCCGCGGCGGCGUCUGGAUGAAAACACCCGGCCUAAGGAACGUGUAGCUUGAUCGAAGCCCUACACUUUUUGAGUAACUGGACUCCAGGGCUCCAGGCCUUGGUUAUUGGGGUCUCCAGCACACCAGGAGCGCAGUGCCAGUCUAACCCACUCACUGUAGAGACAGUCUGCCAGAGAGCCACAAUGGACACAGCUAGCCAUAGCCUUGUCCUUCUGCAGCAGCUGAACAUGCAGCGAGAAUUUGGUUUUCUGUGUGAUUGCACAGUUGCCAUUGGAGAUGUUUACUUCAAAGCCCACAGAGCAGUGCUUGCUGCUUUUUCUAACUAUUUCAAGAUGAUAUUUAUUCACCAAACAAGUGAAUGCAUAAAAAUACAACCAACUGACAUCCAGCCUGACAUAUUCAGCUAUUUGUUGCACAUUAUGUACACGGGGAAAGGGCCAAAACAGAUUGUGGAUCACAGUCGUUUGGAGGAAGGGAUUCGAUUUCUUCACGCCGACUACCUUUCUCACAUUGCGACUGAAAUGAAUCAAGCGUUCUCACCAGAGACUGUGCAGUCUUCAAAUUUGUAUGGCAUUCAGAUCUCAACGACGCAAAAAACAGCUGUCAAGCCCGGGCUGGAGGUCAAGGAAGCUCCUGCCAGUAACAAUGGCAACAGAGCUGCUGUCCAGGGUGACCACCGCCAGCUGCAGCUCUCUCUGGCCAUCGGGCUGGAUGACGGCACCACAGAGCAGCAGAGGACCCGUCCUGCUGCCCAGGCCUUGGAGGGGCGCCAGGAGCCCCCAGUGUCCAUCAAGCAGGAGACAUGUGACCCAGAGUCUGCCCAGAGCCACCCCUCACCCUCAUCCGAGGCGACAGGCCCCACUUUCACGGAAAGCAGCAUCAAAACACACUUGUGCCAUUACUGUGGGGAACGUUUUGAUUCCCGUAGUAACCUACGGCAACAUCUCCAUACCCAUGUGUCUGGAUCCCUCCCAUUCGGUGUACCUGCUUCCAUUCUGGAAAGCAAUGACCUUGGUGAAGUACAUCCACUUAAUGAAAAUAGUGAGGCCCUUGAAUGCCGCAGGCUCAGCUCCUUCAUUGUCACGGAGAAUGAGCAGCAGCGUGACCACUCAAACCAGGGUGCCACAGAGCCUCUGCAGAUCAGUCAAGUGGCUUUAAUCUCCAAAGACACAGAGCCAGUAGAAUUAAACUGUAAUUUUUCUUUCUCAAGGAAAAGAAAAAUCAGCUGUUCCAUCUGUGGUCAUAAAUUUCUCCGAAAGAGCCAAUUGCUAGAACACAUGUAUACACACAAAGGUAAAUCUUACAGAUAUAACCGAUGCCAAAGGUUCGGCAAUGCGUUAGCCCAGAGAUUUCAGCCAUAUUGUGACAGUUGGUCUGAUGUCCCCCUGAAAAGUUCUCGCUUGUCACAAGAGCAGUUAGAUUCACCUUGUGCCUUAGAGUCAGAGCUCACACAAGAAAAUGCAGACUCUAUCCUUGUGGAGUAGCAGUUUCUCCUUCAUGAUUUUUAUACCCAUGCUGAAAAAGAAAAUUCACAUGAAUUUGUAUUCAUAAAUUAUUUUCCUCCUCCACUUCUAUUAACUCUUUUUCUUUACCAUUGAUUCACAGUUUUAAGGUUGUAUAUAUGAGGUCUUCUUAUUGUAAGAUAUAUUAUACAUAUGGCUAUUAAAAUGUAACCUUCAAGUAGAGCUAUGAAUAUGCAUAAAUCACAAUUUAGAAAUCAGAAAUCAAUGUAGGAACUAUGGAGUUUAGAGUAAAUAUUUAUAGAAUUUCUAAGUUGUAGAAUCAGUAAAACCAAAUUGAAGUAAAUGAAAUAUUUUUUAAAGAACAUUCUAGGCUAUCACUUUUGGCUAAUUUUUCACACGAAUAUGCGCCUAUGAAGACUAUUUAAAAAUAUUUUCUGCCAUAUAGGAAGUUAAAGUUAUUCUACUGCAUAACUAUAUGUUAUAAUCUAUACAAGUUUUGUUUUAGGACAUAGCUAUAAUAAAUCAUAAGUAGUUUUAAAACCACUUUUUACUUAUUAGCUCUGCAGCACCUUACUUGGCUUUUAUUUUUUGACAUUGAGCAUAUCUUAUUUUUAAUAAAAAAUAUUCUAGUGAAAAUAGAGAAAGGGAGAAGAUUCAGACAUUAAAACAAAAUCCUAUGGAGAGACAUAGGAAGAUACAUACAGACAGAUAAACGUAGAGACAGACUCAGAUAGAGCUACACUGACCAACACCCAACACCAGUGUUGUUACCUUCACCUAGAGCAUUUUCUUAAAGACCAUAAGAACAAUUUGAGAUUUUUUUUUAUGACCAGAGGUUUACAUCAGUUUUUAAAGAGGAAAAUGAUAAAAUAGAAAUUAUCUUUCUACUCUCCGUGUCAGAGGAUUUUCUAGGCUGCCCGAGUUGAUGUGGAUUUUCUAAGUGUCACUUGAAAAAGUAAUUCUUCAAUGACACAGUUUUCAUUUUUUUUCUGAUCCAUAUCCAGAGUAGAUACAGUCAGUGUCCUAAAACUAUGUCUAAAAUCCAUGAUAGCUUUCCCUUUGUGAAUAAACUUAGCUCCCUUUUAUAGCAGUGAAACUUAUAAAGCUAUAACAUCAGAAAAAUUAAAACUGAUGGACUAAAUGAUAGAUUCUCCUUCUUUCUGUAGCUGGGGGAUAGCUGGUCAAACUUCACCACAAAGGAUAGACCUAAAUUGUUUCUGAAAUGUUUAAAUUUCGUCCAGAAUGACAAAAGAGGGAGGCUUUGAAACAGCCCCAUCUUUUUUGUAUGCUGCCCCGUCCAAAGCCUCACAGACAUGUUAGUAGAUCUGGUUUGUGAGGCUUAGAAAUUAAGUGUAUACAGAAACUCUGAGCUCCUUUAUGAUGGCAUCCUUCUGAGGACAGCUCCUGACAGUGUCAGGGUUCAGUCAGAAGGGAGCUCAAAGACUAAUCUAGCUCAUUCUGAGGGCACAAAAGGUUUUCUGUGGGUAAACAGUGAGGUAGGUGAAUUUGAAAUCAGUUUUUCUUGAAGGCUGAAUGAAGAAACCACUGGGCAUUGUCUAAGGCAGUUGAGUUUCCAUCUCAGACAAAUGACUAAAGCUUCCUGGGGUCAAGAUUGAAAUGUGUUGAGAAUGAAAUCUAACUAGCUAUUGAUAUAGGAUCAAUUAUAUUGGGAGUGGUUAAAAACAAAUGUGUUGCUCUUUGGGGUCAGAACUUCAUCUAGUCUUAAGUCAUUCAAGCAGUUAUUCAAAUUUACCCUCAAAGAUUUCAUCUCAUAGGAUGAACACAAAUAUUAACAUUGAUUUCAUAUUUUAGGCUAUUCAGGAUAUAUUCCCUAGCCUUCUUCAAGUAAAAGUUUAUUUUUCUCAUUAGGAUAACAGUUUUUUUAUUUCUUUCUUCUCUGUUCUUUCCUUCCUGCCCAGUUGUUAGUCCUUGACACAAGAAAUGUGUAGCUAAAGGGUGGAUUGAGGGUGCAUAUGAGUUGAGGGGUAGGGCAGCAGUGCAGGGCAGAGUCUGAAGAAAUUAAGAGUUUGCUGUGACUGAUUAGCCAUGGCAGACAACAUUAAUUUAAAGCUGAAAUAUAUCUCUAUUUGUUUGGGUGUUAAGAAUGUAAUGGUUAACUGUAUUUUUAUUCUCAUUCAUAUAGUUCCUUUUGAUAUUAGAAGUUCAAAGCAAAUGUUCUUUCUUUAGUCUUUUUUUUUUUUUUAAGAUUUUAUUUCUUUGAGGGGCGCCUGGGUGGCUCAGAUGGUUAAGCAUCUGCCUUCAGCUCAGGUCAUGAUCCCAGGGUCC
Molecule: messenger RNA, 4131 nt
Organism: Zalophus californianus (California sea lion)
Lineage: Eukaryota; Metazoa; Chordata; Mammalia; Carnivora; Otariidae
Gene: ZBTB25
Product: zinc finger and BTB domain containing 25
Exons: 4
Coding region: 565-1866 (433 amino acids)
Biological process (GO): regulation of transcription by RNA polymerase II
Cellular component (GO): nucleus
Molecular function (GO): DNA-binding transcription factor activity, RNA polymerase II-specific; RNA polymerase II cis-regulatory region sequence-specific DNA binding; protein binding
Source: RefSeq, a predicted model, not a curated record